UGUGCCGAGCCCUCGGUACAAUGUAUUAAGUGCUUUGCAGGCCAAAUCGUAGACGUACGGCCAGUUGGAAUGAAAGAUUCGUCACGUUCGGAUGUGUUUAUCGUUGUCCACGUGUCGAACACCACUCUAAAGUCUGAAUGACGACCGAUGGCGAAUCAGUUGUAACGACACUUUCGUCGGCGGAAGUAAAAAUUCCAGUAAGGUGUAACAACCAAUUGGUGGCUGUUGGAAGAACUGGAAGGACCGUGGAAUUUAUUCGAUAAUAUUGUUCUGAGUUUGUUACAGAAACAUAAUUCGCUUUAGUGAUUGUGUUACGGUGCUGCUUGGUGGUAAGAAGUUUCCAUUUGGAUGAUUGAAUCUGUUCGUUGCUUUUAGUAUAAAAGUGCUCUGUUAAAAAAAAAAACCAUUAACAAUACCAAUGUCCGGAAUGACAAUAGUGUGUGACAAUGAAAUGAAAAUAGUGUAAUACACACGUACACAAAACAUGAUUUAGAAACAGACGGACUUUCGGUGAAAAGAUACUAACUUCCGCUGUAACACAUAUGAAGUGUAAAGGGGUCUGAACUGGGAGCAAACGUGCAAUUAUGUUCUGUGUUGGUACAUUCUCUCCGUCUGAUCAACAGCCAGCAAAACAUAUUAUGUUGAGUCAAUCGUGACCCACCCUUUACGAACAGUUGACUGGAUAUACUGCUAUACUUCACAAUCUUUAAAAAAGGUUAGAUAACAAAUUAACACCACAAAAAUAUCGUCGAUAAGACACGGAAGGAAGAAUAAAAACCAGAACACGAUUCAACGAUAAUCAUGUCAGAUACAGAGGAAGAUUCUACCUGUUCGGAUAGCUGGCCCAUCACGGAGGACUGGUUGAUGGAAGUUCUUAAGAAACAUCAUGAGGUGCGUUCCGGCAUAAAAAUUACCGACUUUAAAGUGAAACAGGGCUGUCAGGAUGGAGUGAAUAAUCUAAGCGAUAUUCUAUCCGUAUCCGUGGUGUAUGAAUUUGAAAGAGAUGUCGGUGAUGGAGUUGAACAAUCCUUGGAUAUAGUCGUAAAAUUGCUUCCGCAGGAUCCAUUCAGCCGUUACUUUGUAACAGAGGCUCAGUUUGACCUUAGGGAAAUCAAGUUUUAUACAAGUAUCCUUCCAGAUCUAAUGGCAUUUCAAGAGCAGUACAUCCCGAAAGAGCUCGGCAACAUGGUGAUAUCAGUGCCAACCUGUUUCUAUACGCAAUAUGCACCCAUCGGAAACAAUACUACCACGUCUCUUAGCAGUCCCGAUUCAACAGAGAGCAUACUAGUGCUCGAGGACAUGCGAUCUCUUGGUUACAAAGGGGCUAACUUUACAACGGGACUUUCCCUCGGCCAAACUGAAGCGGCCAUUCGCGCCAUCGUAACAGUACACGCCCUGUCCCUGGGACUUAAGAUAAAAAAGAAAGUUGAUCUUAACGAAAAGUAUCCGUUUCUUUUCCAAACGACACGAGCAACCGAGAGCUAUCAACAGUUAGUGGAACAAGGAAUGCCUCAACUAACGAAAUUCCUUGAACAGAAACCUGGGUUUGAAAAUGAACUAAAAGCGCUCAGCAAGAUUCGUCCGAAAACGAAGCUGCUUAUAGAAACAUUGCUCCAACCUAUCGAACCCAUGGGGCUGAUCACACACACGGAUUUCUGGUGCAAUAAUUUGUUGUUCCGCAGCGAACCGGACGAUGAGCGCACCGACAGUUGCACCAUACUUGACUGGCAAAUGGUAACGUACAGCCGUCCAACGAAUGAUCUUGCCUUGUUGCUGAUAUCGUCCAUUCCGUCCAACACGCGACGCCAGCACACGUCCCGACUGCUUGACCUCUACUAUGGGGCUCUCAAAUCCUACUGCCUUAAGAUGGACGUUGAUAUUGAGGCGGAUCUCGGAUACAGUCGUAACAAAAUGGAAUGCGAGUAUCGGCAGUCGCUAUUGCUUGCGUUACUAUUAUGCAUCGGUUCGGUAGAUAUCGCUAUUGGUAAUCCGACUGCGGAGCAGCGGCUUCUAGAUGUUUUGCGGGACUUUUACGAGGAAGGUAUCCUGAGUCUCGAGGGAUAUGUUUAAAACAGAACUUCCCGUUACAUGUUUUUCCAAACAUUCAAAGAAAGUUUACGAACAAAACAUAAGCGUUCAUGUUCUACCAAAUCGCACACACAACCAUCUUGAAAAGACAGACACGUUGCUACACACUAAUUCAGAGGUCACGAUGUCAGCCGCUUGAAGAAUGAAAUAUUAAUUCUAGAAAUUUCGUUGCAAAACUUUUACUACCGAACUUUUCAUUUGAAAAUUAUUGCCUCUACAGCCUGUCUCUAUAAUUUUAAUUAAGCUUCUGCGUUACAUGACAGAAAAAACCAAACAAAUCGGAAACAGAACUUGCAAAUGCACACAAGCGUACAGCUAUUUCAAUUUUACUGCAGGGUUGGUGGAUUGGUAUGCUUAAGCGCAUAUUCAAGACACCGGAAAAUGCUUUUAAUAAAGAACAUCCGAUAAGGCAAUUCAAAUGUUUAAAUAAAGUGUUAAUUACAAAACCAUCAUACUGAA
Anopheles funestus (African malaria mosquito) is the source of this 2547-nucleotide messenger RNA. RefSeq lists its product as uncharacterized. The transcript has 4 exons. Bases 802 to 2070 code for a protein of 422 amino acids. The record is from RefSeq and is a predicted model, not a curated record. NCBI's taxonomy places the organism in Eukaryota, Metazoa, Arthropoda, Insecta, Diptera, Culicidae.